Ogataea philodendri is the source of this 1461-nucleotide messenger RNA. RefSeq lists its product as uncharacterized. NCBI's taxonomy places the organism in Eukaryota, Fungi, Ascomycota, Pichiomycetes, Pichiales, Pichiaceae. Gene Ontology annotation, molecular function: protein binding. The record is from RefSeq and is a predicted model, not a curated record. Bases 1 to 1461 code for a protein of 486 amino acids. The transcript has a single exon.
AUGACCAGCAUCACAGGUAAAGCGUCUUCUGGAACGCAGAACUCGGAAAUGCAAGCGUAUCAGCGCAGGCGGUCGACUUCCAAAACACAGAGUAACUACAAUUCUGUCAAUAAUCAAGGCUUGCUUCAUGAAUCGUCGCUAGCCGGCAGUUUGGACGAGCCCGAGCCCGACCGCAAGCCUCCGAGCUUACAAAAAUUUGCACACGUUGUCAAGCUCAUAUCUCCCGACCAGUCGCCGUCUGAGUUUGUCAAGAUUCUGAACGUCCCCCUGGCACCUGACUCAUUAAAGAUAGGGCGUCAAAAUGUGCCAAAAGUGACCAACAAGAUCACGGAUGGGUUCUUUGACUCGCGGGUGCUUUCGCGUAACCAUGCUGAGCUUUUCAUCAACGAAAACAAGCUGUAUAUCAGGGAUCUUAAAUCUUCAAACGGAACGUUUAUCAAUGACGAAAAACUGGACCCACACAAGGAAUACGAGCUCAAAAUGGGCGACAAGUUAGAUUUAGGUACCACGUUGGAGUCGCAAGUGGCACAUAAGAAAAUCACAUGUAAGGUGGUCGAAUUGAGCUUUAUGAGUCUAGGCGAGUACGAGACUCUGAUUAACCAGACAUUGAGCAAGGGCAGUUUGGAAACAAAGAAGUUGGAGCUGUUUAACAGCUCGCUAGAUGCGCUGAUAUUUAGCGACGUGAUAGACGAACAAGAAAAUCUUGUUUUGGAGUCGUUGAUGGACGAACUCUCGAAGGCCGAAAAACCGAAACCGUCGCAGAAACAGAAAGAGGACCAGAUUGUGCCCAACCUGAGUAUCCAGCCGUCGGCGAAAGUGGACGACGUGGUACGGAAGCUGAUAAUAUCUAUCAACAACGAGUACCUGCAGCAGCAACGGCUGAAGGAGAUCUCGAGGUUUAUGAAGAGCUAUUCGCAAUAUGUUCCACGAACCAUUACACACAAUCAAGACGAUACAAACGAGCGGAUCAAGGCUCUGGAGGCAGACCUUGCGAGCGCGAGAGCACAACUGGGGAUCGCGAGGUCAAGCGAGGCCGCCGCUUUGGAAGCAUUUUCACAGAGUAAAAACGACCACUCGAAAGCGGUUGGCGAGCUCGAGGCUUUGAAAUCCAAGCUGGGAUCGGUACUGGACGAGCUCGAGGCGGAAAGAGCGUUGAAAGUGCAGGCCCAAACGGAGGCAUACGAGGUGCGUGCAAAACUGAAGGAGCAGACCGAGUCUCAGAAAGAGCUACCACGGUCGCUUGUUGAACAGUCCGUGGAGGCGGAGCCUGUCGAGCCUGUGCCAGCGGUGGCGCCGCCCAAGGCUGCUGCUGCGACUGUUCAUAAAACAAGUCACGUUCCUAUGGUCUCUAUUACAGGGAUACUAAUAAUGGCUCUUGCCGUGGCUUGGGUGUUGAGGAUGUACCCAGAGCUGGCCGAGAUUCCGGCGAUUUCUCAGCUGACGAGCUCGUUUAUGCAUUGA